UGCGAACACAGGAUCUGAGCAGUGGACACACCAGCACUGCACCUCCGAGCCGGCAUGGACCCUGAAGGUCUGGCGCUGCUGCUGCCCCCUGCCACUCUGGCCGCCCUGGCAGAGAGCUGGCUCCGAGAGGACUGCCCCGGUCCCAACCAUGCAGCCUUGGUCACGGGCGCAGCCCCCUCGCAGGCGGUGCUGUGGGCCAAGUCCCCCGGGGUACUGGCUGGGAGGCCCUUCUUCGAUGCCAUCUUUGCCAAAGUCAACUGCCAGGUCUCCUGGUUCCUCCCCGAGGGCGCAAAGCUGGUGCCUGUGGCCAGGGUGGCCGAGGUCCGGGGCCCCGCGCACUGCCUGCUGCUGGGGGAGCGGGUGGCCCUGAACACACUGGCCCGCUGCAGUGGGGUGGCCAGCGCCGCCGCCGCCGCCGUGGAGGCCGCCCGGGAGGCGGGCUGGGCCGGGCACGUGGCGGGCACGAGGAAGACCACGCCCGGCUUCCGGCUGGCGGAGAAGUACGGGCUCCUGGUGGGCGGGGCCGCCGCUCACCGCUACGACCUGGGAGGACUGGUGAUGGUGAAGGACAACCACGUGGUGGCGGCGGGCAGCGUGGAAAAGGCGGUGCGAGGGGCGCGGCAGGUGGCUGACUUUGCCCUGAAGGUGGAGGUGGAGUGCGGCAGUCUGCAGGAGGCUGUGGAGGCCGCUGAGGCGGGAGCGGACCUCGUCCUACUGGACAACUUCAAGCCUGAGGAACUACACCCCACGGCUGCAGCGCUGAAGGCCCGCUUCCCGGGUGUGGGCGUGGAGGCCAGCGGGGGCAUCACGUUGGCCAACCUCCCUCAGUUCUGUGGGCCCCACAUCGAUGUCAUCUCUCUGGGGAUGCUGACCCAGGCCGCCCCCGCCCUUGAUUUCUCCCUCAAGCUGUUUGCUGAAGGGACCGCGCCAGUGUACUGGGCCUACAGGUCCUAAACUCAAAGAGGAUGCCACCGCCCAUGGAAUAACACGGUUUCUUGGGACCCUCGAGGUUGCCCCUGUUUAAAUAUAGUACAUGACUCUCUCCGGGUUAGCCUGGGCGGGAGUCUGGCUCGGCCGCCUACUGCUCGUGUGAGCUGGGGGGGCUGACUUCACCCUUGCUCAUCUGUACAAUGGGUCUAAUAAAUGAUCACCUUACAGAUUUCUUUGGGUGAUAAUGAAUAAGUGCUCAGUAACUCUUAGAAAUUACCAUAGCUCAUCGACUCUAAGAUGCACCUUUUUCCACACACAACCUUCUCUGAGUCAAAGUGUGUCUUUCACCAUGGAGUCUAGUGGUCACUGUCACAGGGCUGUCGGUCAUAGCCGUCAUGGCCCGUGCAUGCAGCUUGUAGACAGAACAUAACAAUCGAUGUGGAAGUAAGUCCGCGAGACUUAUUUUAACAGAUGCCGGAAAGAAAUUGAAAGUGAUAAAAAAAAAAAAAAGCUGCUCUCCCUCUAACCCUCCCCC
Messenger RNA from Odobenus rosmarus divergens (Pacific walrus), 1465 nucleotides. RefSeq names its product quinolinate phosphoribosyltransferase (gene QPRT). Gene Ontology annotation, cellular component: cytoplasm. Gene Ontology annotation, molecular function: nicotinate-nucleotide diphosphorylase (carboxylating) activity. The coding region runs from base 55 to 954 and encodes 299 amino acids. Gene Ontology annotation, biological process: quinolinate catabolic process; NAD+ biosynthetic process. The record is from RefSeq and is a predicted model, not a curated record. The transcript has 4 exons. Lineage: Eukaryota; Metazoa; Chordata; Mammalia; Carnivora; Odobenidae.